This is a messenger RNA of Neofelis nebulosa (Clouded leopard), 2590 nucleotides long. It is a transcript of the gene TRIM36, whose product is annotated as tripartite motif containing 36. Gene Ontology annotation, molecular function: zinc ion binding; protein binding. The record is from RefSeq and is a predicted model, not a curated record. The coding region runs from base 306 to 2486 and encodes 726 amino acids. NCBI's taxonomy places the organism in Eukaryota, Metazoa, Chordata, Mammalia, Carnivora, Felidae. The transcript has 11 exons.
CGUCCGCGCCCCGGUCUCCGCGCGGCCGCCAGCCCAGCCGCAGUCUGCAGGAGCCGCCGCCGCAGCCGGCCGCGCGGCGGGAUUCCCGGGCCGUCGCAGGGAGCGCAGCUCGGCUCUCCGCGCGUGUGCUUUCGCCCGCCCCGCUCCUCGCCGCGUCGGUCCGCUGGCCGGGUCCGGCCGACCAGCUCGCCCUCUGGCUCCGAACCCAGGCUUCCCGGCCGCCGCAGGGACCCGCCCACCAGACCCUGCCGGGGCCGCCUGCCUGUUUGGACCCUGCCGUUGAUGACACCUGGCAGGAGGCUACUAUGGAAGGGGAUGGUUCCGAAACGCUGGUUACCAUUAAGAAUAUCGAAAGAGAGCUCAUUUGCCCCGCAUGCAAGGAGCUUUUUACCCAUCCGUUGAUUCUCCCUUGUCAACACAGUAUCUGUCAUAAGUGUGUAAAAGAACUCUUGCUGACACUCGACGAUUCCUUCAACGAUGUGGGAUCGGACAACUCCAAUCAGAGCAGUCCUCGACUCCGGCUCCCCUCUCCUAGCAUGGACAAAAUUGACAGAAUUAGCAGACCAGCAUCACAACGGAGAUCUUUGGGGUGGAGAGGCUGGAAGCGCAGCUCCCUGACCCCUAGGACCACCACUUUUCCUUGCCCUGGCUGUGAGCAUGACGUGGAUCUUGGAGAACGAGGAAUCAAUGGUCUGUUUCGCAAUUUCACUUUGGAGACCAUUGUUGAGAGGUACCGGCAGGCAGCCAGGGCAGCCACGGCCAUCAUGUGUGACCUCUGCAAACCCCCACCCCAGGAGUCCACAAAAAGUUGCAUGGACUGUAGCGCGAGCUAUUGCAAUGAGUGCUUCAAAAUUUACCACCCGUGGGGUACCGUGAAAGCUCAGCAUGAGUACGUGGGCCCAACCACGAAUUUCAGGCCCAAGAUUUUAAUGUGCCCAGAACAUGAAACUGAGAGAAUAAACAUGUACUGUGAGUUGUGUCGGAGACCGGUUUGUCACCUCUGUAAGCUGGGUGGCAAUCAUUCCAAUCACCGGGUAACCACUAUGAGCAGUGCCUACAAGACCUUAAAGGAAAAGCUUUCAAAGGAUAUUGAUUACCUUAUUGGCAAGGAGAGCCAGGUGAAGAGUCAAAUUUCUGAACUGAACUUGUUAAUGAAAGAAACCGAGUGUAAUGGAGAGAGAGCUAAAGAAGAAGCAAUCACACAUUUUGAAAAGCUCUAUGAGAUUCUAGAAGAGAGGAAAUCAUCUGUUUUGAAAGCAAUUGACGCUUCUAAGAAACUGCGAUUAGACAAAUUUCAGACCCAAGUGGAGGAGUAUCAGGGGCUUCUAGAGAACAACGGGCUUGUGGGAUAUGCCCAAGAAGUGCUUAAGGAGACGGACCAGUCUUGUUUUGUACAGACGGCGAAACAACUCCACCUCAGAAUACAGAAGGCUACGGAAUCUUUGAAGAGCUUUAGACCUGCAGCUCAGACUUCUUUUGAAGACUAUGUUGUUAAUACAUCUAAACAAACAGAACUUCUUGGGGAAUUGUCCUUCUUCUCUAGUGGUGUAGAUGUGCCAGAGAUCAAUGAGGAGCAGAGCAAGGUGUAUAACAAUGCUCUGAUCAACUGGCACCAUCCAGAAAAGGACAAAGCUGACAGCUAUGUCCUUGAAUAUCGGAAGGUUAACAGAGAUGAAGAGAUGCUGUCUUGGAACGAGAUAGAAGUGUGUGGCACAAGUAAAGUCAUUUCCGAUCUGGAAAGCAAUUGUAACUAUGCUUUCAGAGUAAGAGCCUACAAGGGCUCGAUCUGUAGUCCUUGCAGCAGGGAGCUGAUUCUUCACACCCCUCCAGCUCCAGUUUUUAGUUUCCUCUUUGAUGAAAAAUGUGGUUAUAAUAACGAACGCCUCUUGCUGAACUUGAAGAGAGACCGUGUUGAGAGUAGAGCUGGGUUUAAUCUUCUGCUUGCUGCGGAGCGUAUCCAAGUGGGUUAUUACACCAGUUUAGACUACAUCAUUGGAGACGUUGGAAUUACCAAGGGGAAGCACUUCUGGGCCUUCCGCGUGGAACCGUAUUCAUACCUGGUAAAAGUGGGAGUCGCUUCCAGUGAUAAACUACAAGAAUGGCUCCAUUCUCCCCGGGAUGCAGUUAGUCCAAGAUACGAGCAAGACAGCGGCCAUGACAGCGGAAGUGAAGAUGCCUGCUUUGAUUCACAGCCCUUCACGUUAGUCACCAUAGGCAUGAAGAAGUUUUUCAUACCCAAGUCAGCCACUUCCGCCAAUGAACCUGAGAAUAGAGUUCUUCCGAUGCCAACAAGUAUAGGGAUUUUCCUCGACUAUGACAAAGGCAGAGUGGCUUUCUAUGACAUGGAUCACAUGAAAUGCCUUUACGAGCGCCAGGUGGACUGUUCGCACACGAUGUACCCAGCAUUUGCAUUAAUGGGCAGUGGAGGAAUUCAGCUUGAGGAACCCAUCACAGCAAAAUAUCUAGAAUACCAAGAGGACAUGUAGUUGAAGCACGUGAUGUGACUUAGGGUGAAAAAGGGGAGCAAAACGACGGCUCUGUGUUAACCUUCGUAACUAAUUACACAUCAUCUGAGUAGUCUGUGGCCACA